UCUUGACACCGCUCUUAGCAAUGAGGUUGUGCUGGACUUAAGCUUUUUCUGAACAUUACACUGGACUUUAGUCUUGAACUCUAAAGACAGGAUUUCUUGCUCAGCGCUGAAGUUUUGAAGGGUCUUCUGGUGUGAUCUCGGCCUGGCAAUGGGUUCAGAUGUGCGUGACCUUAACACCCUGCUGCCACCCGUGCCGCCGCUGCCUGGGGGAAACGGAAACUGUGCCCUGCCCGUCAGCAGCGCCCCACAGUGGGCACCAGUGCUGGACUUCCACACUGGGACCCCCUACAGCUCCUUCAUCAAACAAGAACCGAACUGGGGUACGACAGACCCCCACGAAGACCCUCACUGCGGCCUGAGCGCCUUCACCGUACACUUUUCCGGCCAGUUCACUGGCACUGGGGCCUGCAGGUAUGGGGCUUUUGGGACCCCGGCAGCCAGCCAGCCACCACCUACCCAGCCCAGAAUGUUCAGCAAUAGCCCUUACCUGUCCAACUGCAUGGACAGUCAGCAGACCUCUAGGAAUCAGGGUUACAAUGCGGUUAGUUUUGAAGGAGCCCCCAGUUACGGACACACACCUUCACAUCAUGCCACGCAGUUUCCCAACCAUUCCUUCAAACACGAAGACCCCAUCUCACAGCCGCCCAACCUUGGUGAGCAGCAGUAUCCCGUCCCUCCUCCAGUCUAUAGCUGUCACACUCCCUCUGACAGCUGUACGGGGAGCCAGGCUCUGCUCCUCAGGAACCCCUAUAACAGCAGUGAUAAUUUAUACCAAAUGACGUCUCAGCUGGAGUGCAUGGCAUGGAAUCCUGUGAACACGCUGGCUUCCACUAUUAAGAGCCAUGCAGCAGGCUAUGAGAGUGACCCAAACACACCUAUGGUGUACAGCUGUAGCACUCAGUACAGAAUCCAUACUCACGGAGUCUUCAGGGGCCUCCAGGACGUCCGCCGAGUUCCUGGUAUCGCUCCCGCCAUCGUGCGCUCCUCAGAAACCAACGAGAAGAGGCCGUUCAUGUGUGCGUACCCCGGAUGUAACAAGAGAUAUUUCAAACUCUCUCACUUACAGAUGCACAGCCGUAAACACACAGGUGAGAAGCCUUAUCAGUGCGACUUCACAGAUUGUGGCCGCAGGUUCUCCCGCUCCGAUCAGCUGAAGAGACAUCAACGGAGACACACAGGCGUUAAACCGUUCCAGUGCGAGACGUGUCAGAGAAAGUUCUCACGGUCUGAUCAUCUUAAGACCCACACCAGGACUCAUACAGGUAAAACAAGUGAGAAACCCUUCAACUGCAGAUGGCCCAACUGUCAGAAGAAGUUUGCCAGAUCUGAUGAACUUGUCCGACACCAUAACAUGCACCAGAGGAACCUGACUAAGCUACAGCUAGCCAUUUAGAUCUUCCCCUUCACGCCGUC
Chanos chanos (milkfish) is the source of this 1413-nucleotide messenger RNA. RefSeq names its product WT1 transcription factor a (gene wt1a). The transcript is spliced from 9 exons. The record is from RefSeq and is a predicted model, not a curated record. The coding region runs from base 149 to 1393 and encodes 414 amino acids. Lineage: Eukaryota; Metazoa; Chordata; Actinopteri; Gonorynchiformes; Chanidae. Gene Ontology annotation, molecular function: DNA-binding transcription factor activity, RNA polymerase II-specific; RNA polymerase II cis-regulatory region sequence-specific DNA binding. Gene Ontology annotation, cellular component: nucleus. Gene Ontology annotation, biological process: regulation of transcription by RNA polymerase II.